UCUUUCAUAUCCUUACAUACAUAAAUGGUUAGCAAGCACCACCGUGAAAAAAAGAAACGACAAGAAAGACAAAAAAUCCAUCUCUUCUGUGCUUUUUGAUUCGUCUAUUCCUCAUUCCUCUCCCUCGUGCUGUCAGUCGAAGCAGAGCAAAGAAAGCGAAAGCGAACACAGCGGAGAAUUUCACACUCUUCCGAUCAGUGCCUCUGAUGGGUAGAAAUCUAAUUCUGGUGCUCCGUAAGGAGUUCGAAAACCUCGACAAGGACACGGAGAGCCGCAGGGUAGCCAUGAAGGCUGUAGAAUCUUAUAUCAAGGACCUGGACUCUAGAACCAUCCCCCUCUUUAUUGCUCAAAUCUGUGAAACCAAGGAGCUGGGCUUAUCCUUCGGCGAGGGCAAGGUAUACCUGUUUGAGGUUCUUGCAAGGGUCCAUGGCCGCAACAUCGUGCCACAUAUCGACAGCAUCAUGUCGAUGAUCAUACAGACCUUGUUGUCGAGUGCCGGAUCUUUUGCGCUUUACAAGGCAUGCUCCAAAGUUGUUUCUGCAAUUGCUCGGUAUGGUGUCGAUCAUUCCAAGCCAGAUGAUGAGAAGAGGAGGAUUGUUUCCUCCCUCUGCAAGCCGCUCUCUGAUUGUUUGAUGGGUCCCCAGGAGAGUGUCACCUCCGGGACGGCUCUAUGCCUGAAGGCUCUUGUGGAGUCUGAUAAAUGGCGGUUUGUAUCGGAUGAAUUGGUGAAUGAAGUCUGCCUAAAUGUUGCUGGGGCUCUUGAGGAGAAGCAGACUCAGACAACUUCUCAUUUGGCAUUGGUUGUGGCUCUACUGAAGGACAACGCUCUGAUAGUUGAUGCUUAUGCAAGGUCUCUUGUGAGAUCUGGCUUACAGAUUUUGAGUGCUGGUGUUAAAGAUAGUGAUUCUCGGGUAAGGUUAUCAGCCAUUCAGAUGACUAAUUUCUUGAUGAAGUAUGUUGAUUCGAGGAGCAUCUUUUCAGAAAUUUCGAACAUUGUUGAUGUCGUGGGGAAAUGCCAGAGCGAUCAUAUGCUGAAUGUCAGAGGUGCAGCUUUCGAGGCAUUGCAGACCGCGAAGACAAUAGCUGCAAAGAAAGGAUCCAGAUAUGAAGUCUCUUCAAAUCCAAUCACUGGUUCAGAUUUUGAUAGGAGAAACAAUGGGGGUAAUCUAUGGGCUGCCAAAGAUCAUAUAGUCAAGAGGAGUACUGGCUCUCCUGAAGUUCCCACUCCUGAAUCACAAACUGUUGAUUCUUUUGUUGAUUCACUGUUCCCAGUUGACCAAUCAUCUGGUGACUUUGUGCAUGCUAGAUGUGCCAAAAGAAGGUCGUGGAGUGCUGACUUUGGUGUGAUGGAGAGGACAUUGAAAGAUGGCUGCCUUUGCGAGGCUGGCUCCAGUGGUGUUGGUUCAGUAAUUCAUUUUGGGCAGUCUAAUAAUGGAGGGCUAAGUGAGACACACAAAGAACACUGGGAGACAUCAUCUGAAGUUGCCCAGACCAGCAUCACAAGAGCCAUUACUCCCAGUCCUCAGAUAUCUAGACAAUAUGUUACUGCUGAUGACGUAAAGGUAUGCUCAACUCCACAUAAGAUUCUCCGAUCUCAUCAGAAUUCAGUAAAUCCGAGCUUGGAAGACCUUGAGCAAGAACAUAGUAAGAUGCCAAUGAGCACAGCCACAGGUGACAAGCGGUGGAACCAUGGAAUGGCAGUAAGUGAAAAUGAUCUCUCUCAGAUUUUGAACUGUGAGGUUAAAGCAAGGAGGAGUCAUGAAAAUGGGAGAAAGCUGGACAAUCGGCAGCAUAUCCGAGAUGCCGAUUUGGUGACUCAAACCAUGGACUUGGUGUCAUCCAUGGGUGAUCAUCAUGCAGUUAGAGCUUGCACAUCCUUUCGUGGAUCAGAUUGCGAAGACAGAAAUGAAAGUCGAAUUCCGAGCAAAAGGAGUAUAUGUGGUAGAGCUGCUCUCUAUUUCAUUUGUUGCCUUUGCAUAACUUUUCUCGCUAUUGUCUUGUCGGAGUGGUGGAUUGAUGAUGAUGAGGUUUCUCACAUAGUUCCAACAUAAUGCCCAGGUGUGGUGGACUGAUGAUGACAGUAAUUUUGUAGUUCCAGCAUAACGCCGGUUGUCGUUGACAUUUUGUUUUUGUUUCUGUUUCUGUUUUUGUUUUUCUUGCAAUUAAUGUUGUUGUGUAUAAUGCUGAGUUUUCUAAAUUUUUUUUGUGACAAUUAUGUAUUUUGACUGGCUAUAUACAUAAUAUGCUUUUACCAUAAUUAGAGUAGACUAUCA
This is a messenger RNA of Elaeis guineensis (African oil palm), 2273 nucleotides long. Its product is annotated as protein SINE1. Gene Ontology annotation, molecular function: microtubule binding. The record is from RefSeq and is a predicted model, not a curated record. Lineage: Eukaryota; Viridiplantae; Streptophyta; Magnoliopsida; Arecales; Arecaceae. Gene Ontology annotation, cellular component: microtubule.